Messenger RNA from Filobasidium floriforme, 702 nucleotides. RefSeq lists its product as uncharacterized. Gene Ontology annotation, molecular function: mRNA binding. The coding region runs from base 74 to 562 and encodes 162 amino acids. The transcript is spliced from 6 exons. Gene Ontology annotation, biological process: RNA splicing. The record is from RefSeq and is a predicted model, not a curated record. NCBI's taxonomy places the organism in Eukaryota, Fungi, Basidiomycota, Tremellomycetes, Filobasidiales, Filobasidiaceae. Gene Ontology annotation, cellular component: exon-exon junction complex; cytoplasm; nucleus.
CGUCACAACCUCUCGGACCCAGGACUCAUAGCUCAUAUAACACACAAAAGCAGCAACUUAGUACCGAUUCAACAUGGCCGACGUCGAAAUGCGCGGAACCGAUGGAGAGAUUAAGAAGAAGGGUCGAGGUUUUGGCGAGACGGAUUACGAGUCCGUACCAACCGGAGGAGAUGCAAGCUCUAGCAAUGUCGCUGCACGAUCGGUCGAAGGAUGGAUCAUCGUCGUAACCAACGUGCACGAAGAGGCCUCUGAAGAGGACGUCACCGACCUAUUCGCGGAUUACGGAAAAGUCAUGAACAUCCAUCUGAACUUGGACCGACGGACUGGUUAUGUCAAGGGGUACGCACUGAUAGAGUACGGACAGCGGGAAGAGGCGGAGAAGGCCAUCGCGGCGAUGAACGGACAGGAGAUGCUCGGUCAGGAGAUUCACUGCGACUUUGCUUUCAACCGACCUCCUGCCGGGUACAACGCCAGGGAGGCCGGACGAGGGCUCCAAGGGAGGAACCAGGGUGGCGGAGCCGGAUCGAGGAGGAGGAGUGUUAGCCCGCAAGGACGAGUCUGAUUCUGGGGGCUCAUAGUGGGUGGAUCGGGGCGACGUUGUGGUACCACAUCAAAAGGAUUCAUUUCGGUUGGGGACUUGUAAUCAAUUACGAGAGAUCAUUGCAGAUUGUCCGGUUAUAAGAUACCGGUUUAUGCGUUUUG